ACAACCCGGAAGAACAUUCAAUGGCUAUCAAACAAACCGCGUUUGCGUCGAGUUUGGUCGCUUUUCCAUAUUUUUUGCUGUGUUAUUGUUCGAGUAAUACCAGCGACUGGAAAGGAUGCGUGCGAUGUUUCUCUGGAUGUGAAUAGCGAAAUGUUAUAGUCGGCCACUGAAGAAGUUUGAGCGGUUGUUACCGAGCUGGUUAGCUUAGCUUUGCUAGCGAGGCCGGAGUCUGCCUCGUCUGUUGCUCAGGGCGAACCGCUUCUUUCUUCACCUGCACCGGUAUGACGUUCAUCGCUCAACGUCUUAGUGUGAAGUAGACGACGGUGCUUUUGCAAAGCGGUACAUUAGCUGAACGGAAAUACAGGCGCGGCAAUGGACGACUUCAGCUCGAUAAGCCUGCUGUCUCUGUCCAUGUUGGUGGGAUGCUACGUGGCCGGUACCAUCCCUCUGGCGGUCAACUUCUCCGAGGAGAAGCUGAAGCUGGUGACCGUGCUGGGAGCCGGGCUGCUGUGUGGCACUGCUCUGGCUGUCAUCAUUCCUGAGGGGGUCCACGCUCUCUACGAGGAAGUUCUGGAAGCUGGACACCAGAGUCACAGUCAGGCUCGAGUGGUGGAGGUGUCUGAAGCCAAAGCUGAAGCAGCGCUGGCAGCCAGCGCGACCCACGAACACGGUCACGAGCAGCUCCACGCCUGCAUCGGACUCUCUCUGGUCCUGGGCUUCGUCUUCAUGCUGCUGGUGGAUCAGAUCGGCAGCUCUCACAUGCACAGCACUGAUGAUCCUGAGUCUGCGAGGGCGGCCACCUCCAAGAUUACCACCACCCUGGGCCUGGUGGUCCACGCUGCCGCUGACGGUGUGGCGCUCGGAGCCGCCGCUUCCACCUCCCAGACCAGCGUCCAGCUCAUCGUGUUCGUGGCCAUCAUGCUGCACAAGGCCCCGGCUGCCUUCGGCCUGGUCUCCUUCCUGAUGCAUGCCGGACUGGAGAGGAACCGCAUCCGCAAGCACCUCCUAGUCUUUGCCCUGGCGGCGCCACUCCUCGCCAUGCUCACGUUUCUGGGACUCAGUCAGAGCAGCAAAGAAGCUCUGUCGGACAUCAACGCGACGGGCGUGGCCAUGCUCUUCUCCGCCGGCACCUUCCUCUACGUGGCCACCGUCCACGUCCUCCCCGAGGUGGGCGGCACUGGCCACAGCCACAGCGCCGGGGGAAGCGGGGCCAAGGGACUGAGCAAGGUGGAGGUGGGGGCUCUGGUGCUGGGCUGCCUGAUCCCGCUGCUGCUCUCCGUCGGACACCACCACUAAACCUCCGGACGCUCCACACUCUGGAUCUGACUUUUUUUUUUUUUUCUUUCUUUUGGAUUGAUCCUCAACAACCGGGUGCGACCACUGAGAGACGAUUUCCAGCUCCUGUUCCCCACAUACCCGUGAGGCGAGGUGGACCUUUAUUUACCGUAGAGAUCGCAGUCACGCACUGUGAGCGCCGUGUUUUUUAGCCGUACGGGAGUUCCACACGUGGAUCCACGGUGAGCAGAUCUGACGCUGAAGUGCCAUACAGACCCAGGGGUCUGAAGGGAAGGUCGAGCUGCAGGGCUGUUUCGGGGUGCAGAGUCGGAUCAAGAUGUUUGAGGAACAUUAGCCUGCUUGUUUACGCAUCCUGAGCAAUAACGGCGCACACAUUUGUCUCUGGUGUGAAUGUCGCCAGUCCGUCACUGUGCCUGCUCGCCGCGGGGCUCCUGUAUAUUCUGUCUGUUUGUAGAUACUGUACAGAGUCUUCAGUCACUUCCAAAAACUCAUGACGCCCAUUGAUGACCUUUUUUUUUAUUUUUUAAAAAAGCGCAAAUGCAGUUUGUCGUGCAAUAGCAGGCCCAGGUGACUCUGAACGUCUGAUCAAGCUCCGCCUCCUCCAUGAGUCGUCCUGAUUCUGUCCAACGCCUGAAGGAAAUGGUCUUAAAACGCUUCCCGGCUCAUGACCUUGGACCGUUGAAUCCUCGGAAUCGUCUCAGGGACAAGCUCGGGAUGUGGCGGAGUAUUGGGGAUGUGACCUGAAAGCAAGAAGGAAGGACUGGAGGUCCUUUAAACGGCAGUGCUUCUGCCACACAGAAGCACCAGCAGGGUGUCCACGUAUCCAACAGCAGGUAGUUGUGUCUGGGUUUUGUCAUUCCACAUUGAGUCUGCCUUAUUUCCAUAUUCUGAUUGUGAUGGCGUUUGUAAAGCGACUUGUUUUAUGACUAAAUUAAAGUCUUUUUUAACUGGUGCUGUUGUGCAGGAAUUUUUUUGUAUGUGUGUGUAUGGACCUUUGGACCUUAGUUUAUGUGCAGCUGUGGAGUAAG
This is a messenger RNA of Synchiropus splendidus (mandarinfish), 2324 nucleotides long. It is a transcript of the gene slc39a9, whose product is annotated as solute carrier family 39 member 9. The record is from RefSeq and is a predicted model, not a curated record. The transcript is spliced from 7 exons. Gene Ontology annotation, cellular component: membrane. Gene Ontology annotation, molecular function: metal ion transmembrane transporter activity. Lineage: Eukaryota; Metazoa; Chordata; Actinopteri; Syngnathiformes; Callionymidae. The coding region runs from base 373 to 1296 and encodes 307 amino acids. Gene Ontology annotation, biological process: zinc ion transport; transmembrane transport.